Andrographis paniculata is the source of this 1593-nucleotide messenger RNA. Its product is annotated as calmodulin-binding receptor-like cytoplasmic kinase 2. NCBI's taxonomy places the organism in Eukaryota, Viridiplantae, Streptophyta, Magnoliopsida, Lamiales, Acanthaceae. Gene Ontology annotation, biological process: protein phosphorylation. The record is from RefSeq and is a predicted model, not a curated record. The transcript is spliced from 6 exons. The coding region runs from base 83 to 1384 and encodes 433 amino acids. Gene Ontology annotation, molecular function: protein kinase activity; ATP binding.
AAUUUAAUACAGCGGCCAAACGCGCCCUUUCUCUCUCUUUUUUGUCUCUCUCCCUCCACUUGCAGCAGCUCUGGAGGUUGAAAUGGCGUCUACCAUGAAAAGUCCACGAAUCGGUUACCGGAGGCGGAGCUCCGCCGACAGUCCGCCUGAUAAUUUGUUUCACUCGCAGGAUUCAUCCACGCCGUCGUCGUCGUCCGCCUCCAACUUCGCUUUGGGUUCCACUCCUUCUCGCAAGCUUGGCACCAGCUCCACCGCGAAGAAUUCGGUCAGGAGCGCGGCUCGAUCCGUCGCGGAUGCGCUGGUGAGUUGUUUCACGCCGCCUGAGCGGGAGAAUAACUUGAGCAACGUUUCCAAUGGUUCUUCUGAAUCGUCGAGGUCUCGCAGCAGGAAGGAUCGUAGUUCAAAAUACCGCAGCAUCUACGAUACUUCGAACAAUUCAACUCAUACAAGGGAGCCAGGGAGUACUAAAUUCACCAUGGAAGAAAUUCAGAAAGCAACGAAAAAUUUCUCGCCAAGCCUUAAAAUCGGACAAGGUGGAUUUGGAACCGUCUACAAGGGUCAAGUGGAAGAUGAAACUCUAGUUGCAGUUAAACGGGCCAAGAAGAUCGUGCACGACAAACACUUAGGAGUUGAGUUCCAGAGUGAGAUUCAGAUUCUAGCAAAAGUGGAGCAUCUAAAUCUUGUAAAGUUCUACGGCUAUUUGGAGCAUGACGAUGAGAGAAUCAUUGUGGUCGAGUAUGUUCCAAAUGGUACCUUGAGAGAGCAUUUGGAUUGUUUGCACGGUAACAUACUUGAUUUUUCUUCGAGGCUGGACAUUGCAAUUGAUGUAGCUCAUGCUGUAACCUAUCUUCACAUGUACACAGAUCAUCCAAUCAUCCACAGAGACAUCAAAUCUUCCAACAUUCUCCUAACUGAAAACCUACGAGCGAAGGUGGCUGACUUUGGAUUUGCACGGCUGGCAGCUGAUGGUGAAACGGCAACUCAUGUUUCUACACAAGUUAAGGGAACUGCUGGCUACUUAGAUCCCGAAUACCUGAAAACUUAUCAGCUCACAGAGAAGAGCGACGUAUACUCAUUUGGUGUUUUACUUGUGGAGCUCAUCACUGGAAGACGCCCCAUCGAGCCUAAGCGAGAGUACAAGGAACGGAUCACUGCCAGAUGGGCAAUGAAGAAGUUCAUAAAUGGGGAGGCCAUUUUAACAUUGGAUCCGAGAUUGGUUCGGUCUCCGGCGAAUAACUUAGCCAUGGAGAAGAUAUUUGAGCUGUCGUUGCAGUGCUUGGCUACCAGCCGCCACAGCAGACCGACCAUGAAGAAAUGUGGGGAGAUUCUUUGGGGCAUCAGGAAGGAUUACAAGGAACUCUUGGCUUCCGGAGUCGUUGUUUGAUCUUCUUCGUCGUCAAUUUUAAGGUAACAACAACGUCUACUCGAUUUUCUUUUGUUAUUAUGUUGCAUGCAUAUAAAUUCAGAGAGGAUGGUCGAUAUUGAUCGUAGAAUAUUAAUGAUGAAGUAGCUAGUUUGCGAGAAAGAUGAUGAUGAUAUAUUAUGUGCUGUUUGGUUUGAUUUGAUUUGAUUAGUGCAAAUUUGUUGGUGAAA